Molecule: messenger RNA, 2043 nt
Organism: Argentina anserina (silverweed cinquefoil)
Lineage: Eukaryota; Viridiplantae; Streptophyta; Magnoliopsida; Rosales; Rosaceae
Product: laccase-17-like
Exons: 6
Coding region: 29-1804 (591 amino acids)
Biological process (GO): lignin catabolic process
Cellular component (GO): apoplast
Molecular function (GO): hydroquinone:oxygen oxidoreductase activity; copper ion binding
Source: RefSeq, a predicted model, not a curated record
UUGAGAUAGGAGAAAGGAAAAAAAAUAAAUGGGUUCUAGUCUUCCUGCAUCACCAGCAUUGUCAAUGGCUAUGAUUUUCUUUUCAACUUGCGCGUUCUUUUGUGUACUGCCGCAGCUAGCAGUGGCGAAGCAUGCAGGGGUUACCAGGCACUACAAGUUUAAUAUCAAGUCUCAAAGUGUGACCAGACUUUGUCAAACGAAGAGCAUUAUAACCGUGAAUGGGCAGUUUCCUGGGCCUAAAAUCAUAGCAAGGGAAGGCGACAGGCUAGUGAUCAAGGUGGUCAAUCAUGUUCAGAACAAUGUCACACUUCAUUGGCAUGGAAUCAGGCAAUUAAGGAGUGGAUGGGCAGAUGGACCUUCAUAUAUAACUCAGUGCCCAAUUCAGACAGGGCAGAGUUAUGUUUAUAACUUCACCAUCACUGGCCAGAGAGGCACACUGUGGUGGCAUGCCCACAUCUCUUGGCUUAGGGCAACCCUCUAUGGGUCUAUUGUCAUUCUCCCUAAGAAACAUGUGCCUUACCCAUUCCCCCAACCCUUCAAAGAAGUCCCCAUCGUCUUUGGAGAAUGGUGGAAAGCAGAUACAGAAACAGUGAUCAACCAAGCCACGAAAACAGGGUCAGGACCAAAUGUCUCUGAUGCCUACACCAUCAAUGGUCUUCCAGGGCCUUUGUAUAACUGCUCAGCGAAAGAUACAUUCAAGCUCAAGGUGAAGCCUGGGAAGACCUAUCUGAUUCGUUUGAUCAACGCUGCACUAAACAAUGAGCUGUUCUUCAGCAUUGCUAAUCACACUUUCACUGUGGUCGAAGCCGAUGCAGUGUAUGUGAAGCCUUUUAAUACCAAAGUUGUUCUCAUCACACCAGGACAGACCACCAAUGUCCUAUUGAGAACCAAAUCCAAGUCCCCAAGUGCCACAUUUGUCAUGGCAGCUAGGCCUUAUGUCUCCGGCCCAGCUGCCUUUGACAACUCUACCACCACAGGUCUACUUCAAUAUGAAACUUCUGUCUCAAGCAACCAUGACAAAAACAAAAACAAGAACAAGAAGAAGCUGCCUCUUCUCACACCAGUGCUUCCAAAGCUCAAUGACACAAUGUUCUCAAUGAACUACAACAUGAAAAUCCGCAGCUUGGCCAAUCCCAAAUUUCCAUCUGCAAGCGUCCCCAAAACCGUGGACAAAAACUUCUUCUUCACAGUUGGUCUGGGACUAAGUCCUUGCUCAAAUAACCAAAACUGCCCUGGCCCAAACAACACCAAGGUCGCCGCGGCAAUCAACAAUGUAUCAUUUGUGCAACCUAAUACUGCCCUCCUCCAAGCACAUUUCUUCAACAAAUCAAAGGGUGUGUACACCACAGAUUUUCCAGCCAACCCACUAGUCAAAUUCAACUACACAGGUACUCCACCAAGCAACAUUGCUGUGAGCACUGGGACUAAGGUUGCAGUGCUGCCAUUCAACACUAGAGUGGAGCUUGUUCUGCAAGACACUAGCAUUAUUGGGGCUGAGAGCCACCCACUUCAUCUUCAUGGAUUCAAUUUCUUUGUGGUGGGCUUUGGUUUUGGAAAUUUCGAUCCUAAAAAUGACCCUAAGAAGUACAACCUUGUCGAUCCUGCUGAGAGGAACACAGUUGGUGUGCCCUCUGGUGGGUGGGUUGCGCUACGCUUCCUUGCUGAUAAUCCAGGCGUUUGGUUCAUGCACUGCCACUUAGAAGUGCACACCAGCUGGGGAUUGAAGAUGGCAUGGGUUGUCACCGACGGAAAGAAGCGCCACCAGAAGCUGCCUCCACCUCCCUCAGAUCUUCCCAAAUGUUAAGAUCAGGACGUGCUCAUAUAUUUUGUUUGGUUUUGUUGUCUUGUCUUGUCUUGUUGCUCCUCAAAAUAGGGUUGUGUUUAGAAAGGUUUCCAAGGCUUUUAUAGGCCAAGACAGUUUGUUGAAUUAGUGAUGUUUCCCAUCCUAUGAAAGAAGUACUGGGUGGGAGUUUUGACUUUUGCAUGUAAUGCCUGUGAUUCUUGUACUGAAUGCAAUUUAUAGAUCAUCAUGUUUCGUUCUAA